AUGGCCGGCGGCGCGGACGCGGACGGGGAGCGCAGGAUCGGGGUGGCCAUGGACUACUCGGCGAGCAGCAAGCGGGCGCUGGAGUGGGCCGUCCGGAACCUGCUCCGCCGGGGCGACACCGUCGUCGUCCUCCACGUCCAGCGCCACGGCGGGGAGGAGGCCAAGCACGCCGUUUGGGCCAAGUCCGGAUCCCGUAUCUGUUCGCUUCGAUCUCAAGCUAACGCGUGCUCGAUCGGCUCCCCCGCAGCACUCAUCCCUCUGUCCGAGUACCGGGAGCCGGAGGUGAUGAAGAACUACGGCGUGACCUGCGACGCCGAGGUGCUCGACAUGCUCGACACCGCCGCGCGCCAGCUCGAGCUGAAGGUGGUGGCGAAGGUGUACUGGGGCGACGCCAGGGAGAAGCUCUGCGACGCGGUGGAGGAGCAGAAGAUCGACACCAUCGUCAUGGGCAGCCGCGGCCUCGGUACCAUCCAGAGGUACGACACUACUCCUGUCAAAAUGUUGCUCCGGACAUGUGCGAUUCUUGGUCAUGGUUUCCCAGAGCACGAAAUCGCCGGUUGCUGCUUGCAUAAAGUAGUACGGUAUUCUUGUUCAGAUAGGCAAUCCUCACGUCACUGGGGUUAA
This is a messenger RNA of Triticum turgidum subsp. durum (durum wheat), 624 nucleotides long. The record is from the annotation of a GenBank genome assembly. Lineage: Eukaryota; Viridiplantae; Streptophyta; Magnoliopsida; Poales; Poaceae.